Lodderomyces pseudojiufengensis is the source of this 510-nucleotide messenger RNA. RefSeq lists its product as uncharacterized. The record is from RefSeq and is a predicted model, not a curated record. The transcript has a single exon. Bases 1 to 510 code for a protein of 169 amino acids. Lineage: Eukaryota; Fungi; Ascomycota; Pichiomycetes; Serinales; Debaryomycetaceae.
AUGUUAAUCACUUACUAUUUUUUAAUAUCACUUUCAUUCAUAUUUAAUAUCACAAAUUCUCAAUCAAUAUCAUUCAACAGUCAACAACAAUCAGAUCUUUUAGUUAAAAUUAUAUCAGAUGUUAAAACAAAUCAACAAGAAUAUCAAAAUUUUUUUCAAACUGCUGAAAAUGUUCCAAUACCAUUAAAUUUAAUUGGUACUUUAAAUCAAUUAAAAACUUAUACUGAUGAUUCUUAUAUUAGCGGGUUAUUAACAAAUUCUGAAAUUAUUUCUCAAGUUGAUAAUAUUGCUACUCAAUUACCUUGGUAUAAUGAAAGAAUUGCUGAUAGUAAUAUUCCUUCAUUAUCUACUACUGCAAAUUCGGGAUCAUCGGGUUCAGCACAAGCUUCAAGUGGUUCAGGAAGUGGAUCUAGUAGUAAUAGUGGAAAUUCAGGUGCACCUUCUAAAAAAAUUGGAUUGUUUGAUUCUAUAUCGAUUAGUUUAAUUUGUGGAUUAUUAUUGUCUAUUUAA